CCCCACCCCCAGUCUGAGGAACCUCAUAUCUCGGCAUCGCUGGAUCACUUUCUGGUUUAGCUGGGAGGCACAGACACCGCUACCGGAGCGAAUGGAUGAGUGAAACCCCGGUAUGGCGGACAGAGAGAAGAGUAACCCGUCGCCGUCUGGCCGCUCGGCUAGCGGCCGCCGCGUGCAGGUUGACUCGCCAGCCAGUUUCAGGUUGACCCAUGACAUCAGCUUGGAGGAGUUUGAGGAUGAGGAUCUGUCUGAGAUCACAGACAUCCAGGAUGAGUGUGGGAUGAGUCUGAACUGCAAUGGGCUGGAGGUGAAGGGCCAUGUGAGGCGGGGGACCAAUAGCGUGUCAGGGAGGGCGGAGCUAGGAGCUGUCGGACACAUCCACACGGAGAUGCUUCAUUUGGACCUGAUCGACGACGACGACAGUUACUGCGGCGACACAGAACCCUCCAAGCCGUGCGCCACAGCAUCCCUGCUAGCGACCAAGGACCCCACGGCAACCGUAACCAUGGAUACCUACCGUCCCAAGAGACCUACGACCCUUAACCUCUUCCCCAUGGUGCCACGCACGCAGGAUACGCUGAACAACAAUUCGUUUGGUAAGAAGUACAGCUGGCAGGAGAAAGUGUCUCGGUCGGCCUCCCCCCUCAAGACAGGUGACCUUCCCCCCCCCCACGAGCACACCUGUCUGAGCGACGAGGACAAGCAGCGGCAGGGGGGCGGGACCCAGGUGGGCGUGGCCCAGACCAAGGACUGCGGCACGUCCACGGACGGCCCCUGCCGCCGAGGCCACGCCCCUGUCACCACGGGAACACGCUCCAAGCUGCAGGAUAGGAAGCCGCCGCCACCGCCGCAGGACUACGCGCCCCUGCGCCCCAGGGGGGACGGGGCGGAGGACAGGAUACACUACACCACGGACGUGUGUCUGGAGCCCACCGAGGAGAUCUACCUCACGCCCGUGCUGCGCUCCUCAGAGUCCCUCCAUGACCACGCCCACGCUCAGCCAGACCUCCCUCCCUCCCAGCAGCCAGAGCACGGGCGCAUGUCCCUCAGCUCAGACACCGAAGGCCCGCCUCCCUACCAGCCCCUCCCCGACCGGACCAAUCCCUGCAUCAGCGAGGAGGACGAGGUCUACGUGGCCCCGCCCCCUUCUUACGCCUCGUGCAUGGAGGCACUCGCCACCCCUCCCGCCCCCCUCGGGGGCUCUGCCAUGAGGCUGCAGGGGGCGGGACUGGGUGUGGUGGGGGCGGGACUGGGUGUGGUGGGGGCGGGACUGGGUGUGGUGGGGGCGGGACUGGGUGUGGUGGGGGCGGGACUGGGCAGGGGGCCGGGGGGCCCCGGGGCCCCACCUCGGACUUCCAUGAGUUCUGAGGCCAGCGGCCUUUCGUACGACUCUGUGAAAUACACGCUGGUGGUGGACGAACACGCCCAGCUGGAACUUAUCAGCCUUCGGCAGUGUUACCAAGGUUACAGCGAUGACAGCGACACGGCAACCGUAUACGACAACUGCGUCUCGUCUCCGUAUGAGUCGGCCAUCGGGGAGGAGGGGGAGGAGGAGGAGGAGGGGGAGGGGGAGGAGGAGGGGGAGGAGGAGGAGGAGGAGCGAGCCAGGGUGGGAGGGGGGAGGAGAGAGGCCAGCGCUUGUCUCUCUGAUGACUCCACCCCGGAGGCAGACCUGAACUUCUCUAAGAAGUUCCUCAACGUCUUCCUCAACGGACGCUCACGCUCCUCCAGCGCAGAGUCCUUCGGCCUGGUCUCCUGUGUGAUCAACGGAGAGGAGAAGGACCAGACACACAGGGCUGUGUACAGGUUCAUCCCCCGUCAUGAUGAUGAGCUGGAGCUGGAGGUGGAGGACCCCCUGCUGGUGCUGUUCCAGGGGGAGGACUAUUGGUACGAGGGCUACAACAUGCGCUCUGGCGCCCACGGCAUCUUCCCAGCCUUCUACGCCACGGAGAUUGCCAAGGAGCCCCGCGCCCUCACAGAGGGGAGGACGUCUGAGUGGGUGGACAGAUACCGCCUGAAGUUCCUGGGGUCGGUCCAGGUGCCCUACCACAAGGGGAACGAUGUGCUGUGUGCAGCCAUGCAGAAGAUUGCGACCAAUAGGAGGUUGACAGUCCAGUAUAACCCUCCCUCAUCAUGUAUCCUGGAGAUUAACAUGAAGGGAGUCAAACUGAUGGUGCAGGACGACUAUUACGCUUCCGACAGAAGUAACGAGUGCAACCACUUCUUCCAGCUAAAGAACGUGUCCUUCUGUGGAUGUCAUCCCAAGAACAGCAAGUACUUUGGCUUCAUCACGAAGCACCCAGCCGACCAGAGGUUUGCCUGCCACGUGUUUGUGUCGGAGAGCUCCACCAAGCCCCUGGCCCAGUCUGUGGGGAAAGCCUUUCAGUUGUACUAUAAGGAGUUUGUUGAGUUCUCCUGCCCUACAGAAGACAUCUAUCUGGAGUGACCCUCUCAUGCCCUCCUACUCAGCCCACAGCAUCACAGUGUAUUAUAACCAUGCUGCAUGGACCAACCACCCUAACAAAGACAAACAACACCUGUCAAACAGAGCUGGUGGAAGAGAGAGAGAUGAGGGG
This is a messenger RNA of Osmerus eperlanus (European smelt), 2576 nucleotides long. RefSeq names its product mitogen-activated protein kinase 8 interacting protein 1b (gene mapk8ip1b). The coding region runs from base 113 to 2446 and encodes 777 amino acids. The record is from RefSeq and is a predicted model, not a curated record. Gene Ontology annotation, cellular component: cytoplasm. Lineage: Eukaryota; Metazoa; Chordata; Actinopteri; Osmeriformes; Osmeridae. The transcript has 14 exons. Gene Ontology annotation, biological process: regulation of JNK cascade; JNK cascade. Gene Ontology annotation, molecular function: JUN kinase binding; MAP kinase scaffold activity.